CUUCUCCUUCCGUGACCCAAAGCCGAGCGAGCAAACGCGAGCACAAACGCAGCGCCCCACACACGGGCUCCCACACCACACCUCACCUCAGCGCUGGCCCCUAUAAAUACCGGCACUGCCCUCCCCCGCCUCCCACCUCUUCCCUUACUUUCCUCGUCCCAAACGCCGCGCCAAUGCGCCACACCUCGCAGCCGCCGCCGCCGCAGGAGCUCCCCACCGCCGGGGGCGAGAUCCAGGCGCUGAUCCCCGCCUCCGCCGCGGGGCCCUCCUCCUCCUCCUCAUCCGCUGGUGGAGGGGGAGGCAGCGGGUCGUUCACUGCGCUGCUGGGCCUCCCAACCUCUCAGGCCAUGGAGCUGCUCCUCCCCCGCGUGGCGCCGCCCGCGCCCACCUUCCCCUCCGACCCGGACCUCGUCGACCGCGCCGCACGAUUCUCGCCGUUCUCAUCCCCAUCCCCGUCCUCCGCGUCCCCAACCCCGCCUCCGCCCCCGGCCCCUCUCGCCGCCGCCGCUAAGCGCAAGGCCGAACCCGGCGACCGCGCGUCCAAGGGGAAGGCGGCGAAGAAGGGGAAGCCGGCGGCCGGCGACGAGGACGAGAAGCCAGCGUACGUGCACGUGAGGGCCAGGAGGGGCCAGGCGACGGACAGCCACAGCCUCGCCGAGCGGGCGAGACGCGAAAAGAUCAAUGCGAGGAUGGAGCUGCUUAAGGAGCUGGUCCCCGGGUGCAGUAAGGUAUCAGGAACAGCACUGGUGUUGGAUGAGAUCAUCAAUCAUGUUCAGUCUCUCCAAAGGCAAGUUGAGUACUUGUCAAUGAGGCUUGCAGCGGUAAACCCAAGAGUCGACUUUGGUGGGCUAGAUAACUUUCUUACUACGGAGUGUGGAAGAAUAGCAGGCCUAAACUGUAAGAACGGAAUCGACUUAGAGCAAGUCACCUGGCCAGAAAUGGGCGUUCAUGGAGCAAGGCAUCUGAUGCAACUUCAACAGCAGUUCUGGCAUGGUGAUUUAGUGCAUCCACACCAAAUGGCGUCACAGUGGGAAAAGCGGGGGGAUGGCCACCCCCCUGUCUUUAGCAACUCGAGUUCCUCUCUGUUCGGCUACGAUCUAACAAGCUCUGGAGCGCAGCAGCCUCCAACAACCAAGCUAAAGACGGAGCUGUGAGCGAUGGUGCCAGGAGAGCAAGCUGAAGAUAAGCGAUCCGUGAGGUGGCGGCAACAGGAUUUCAGUUGAUCGAGCUACACACGAGCUGUGAACGAACGACGGCUGUGGCUGUGGAUGGCGCUGCACUGAAAUCAACGGCGGCAAUUUGAGAGGAUGUACAUAAAGAGAUAGAGAUACCCAUUGGUGUGGAGCUGAGGGGUGGGUGAAGAUAUCAGCUUUCCUGCUGCUAUUGUUGUAGAGAUGGGCGAGAGAUACUCUGAUCUUAUUGCUGAUAUUCGUGCUGUAUGUCUCUGACUAUAAUGUCCUAAUCUUACGGUUAUAUGAACAGCAUUAUUUGAUGAAGAUAACAUUAUGGGUCCUAUAUCCUUCUUGAUUGCAUUUUCUACAAGUAAUUUAAAAGUAGCCGAUUUGAUUUCUGCA
Molecule: messenger RNA, 1574 nt
Organism: Phragmites australis (common reed)
Lineage: Eukaryota; Viridiplantae; Streptophyta; Magnoliopsida; Poales; Poaceae
Product: transcription factor bHLH48-like
Exons: 7
Coding region: 174-1154 (326 amino acids)
Biological process (GO): regulation of DNA-templated transcription
Cellular component (GO): nucleus
Molecular function (GO): protein dimerization activity; DNA-binding transcription factor activity
Source: RefSeq, a predicted model, not a curated record